This is a messenger RNA of Mustela lutreola (European mink), 2339 nucleotides long. It is a transcript of the gene VGLL2, whose product is annotated as vestigial like family member 2. The coding region runs from base 194 to 1156 and encodes 320 amino acids. Gene Ontology annotation, biological process: regulation of transcription by RNA polymerase II. The record is from RefSeq and is a predicted model, not a curated record. Gene Ontology annotation, cellular component: nucleus. Lineage: Eukaryota; Metazoa; Chordata; Mammalia; Carnivora; Mustelidae. The transcript has 4 exons.
GCGGUCUGGGUUGAAAUUGCCGGGGUGGGAGGGGAGCCUGCGAGCGGGAUCCCGAGCCGCUGAGCGCGCUGGCCACGGCUCCGCCGCCGAUGACUCGGGAGCUCGGGUCCAAGCGCCGCCCAUGCAGCAUCACUGCGCUCCACCGACCCAGAGUUGAUGAAAAAACACUUACCCGUCUUCGCAGCGGGGAGCCAUGAGCUGUCUGGAUGUUAUGUACCAAGUCUACGGUCCUCCCCAGCCUUACUUUGCAGCCGCCUACACCCCCUACCACCAGAAACUAGCCUAUUACUCCAAAAUGCAGGAAGCCCAAGAGUGCACCGCCAGCCCCAGCAACAGCACGGGCAGUGGCAGCUCCUCCUUUUCCAGCCAAACUCCAGCCAGUAUCAAAGAGGAAGAAGGCAGCCCAGAGAAAGAGCGCCCACCUGAGGCCGAGUACAUCAACUCCCGCUGCGUCCUCUUCACCUAUUUCCAGGGGGACAUCAGCUCUGUGGUGGACGAGCACUUCAGUAGGGCCCUGAGCCAGCCUAGCAGCUAUUCCCCGAGCUGUACAAGCAGCAAAGCACCCAGGAGCUCCGGGCCCUGGCGGGACGGCUCCUUCCCGAUGAGCCAGCGCAGCUUCCCCGCCUCCUUCUGGAACAGCGCGUAUCAGGCACCGGUGCCCGCGCCGCUGGGCAGCCCGCUGGCCGCCGCGCACUCGGAGCUGCCGUUCGCCGCCGCAGACCCCUACUCACCGGCCGCGCUGCACAGUCAUCUGCACCAGGGUGCGGCCGAGCCCUGGCACCACGCGCAUCCACACCACGCGCACCCGCACCCGCACCACCCGUACGCGCUGGGCAGCGCUCUCAGCGCCCAGGCUGCCGCCUACCCGCGGCCCGCCGCGGUGCACGAGGUCUACGCGCCUCACUUCGACCCGCGCUACGGGCCGCUGCUGAUGCCCGCAGCCUCAGGGCGCCCGGCCCGCCUCGCGCCCGCCCCGGCGCCGGCGCCCGGCAGCCCGCCCUGCGAGCUCUCCGCCAAGGGCGAGCCGACCGGCGCCGCGUGGGCCGCGCCCGGAGGACCUUUCGCCAGCCCCGCGGGGGACGUGGCCCAGGGUCUGGGACUCAGCGUGGACUCAGCUCGUCGUUAUUCCCUCUGUGGCACAUCCCUCCUGAGCUGAUCUGAUGGCCCCGGGUUUCCCCUUCCCUUUCCCUUCUGACCAGCCACGGAGGUUCAGCAUCUGGGCCUCCUACUUCAUGGAUGAGGAUGUGGGGGAAGGCAGAGACUUCAGACAUCUCCACGUGUUGGGAAAACCAAAACAUGCAUCUUCAGAAACUUUGUCUAACUCGAUUCCUUCUGCGGAAAGAGCAGAUCCAAAGACUCUGACUCAUAUUUAAUGACUUUGGGGCAAAUCACUGGAAAUACCUGUGGUGAACUCACUUAGGUGAUAUGUUGUCUUAAGUUUUCUUGGAAAGAGGAGAAAAAAAGAGACUUUCUGGUGUGAAUAUUUUCUAUGCUGAUGUGAAUUAUGUCAUUAAGUAGUGUGACCAUCGCUCUCCUGAUGUCUGUAUCCUCACAUUUAAAAUGUAUUUGUAUUUGCAUUGAAGACUGUGGUAGAGAAGUAAAAGAGGCCAAUCCCUUCUUCCUCACCUCAAGGCCUCCAGCUCCCUUUGUGCCCACUCUCUCUCUGCAACACCCACUCCAGACACAAAAAGACACACUCUUUUCCUUUGGACUGUGAACAUGGAAGCCUCAGCCUAAAUGUGAGUGGCAAGUGGCUUAUCUGGAGCCAUCUGCCCAAGUCUUACUGAAAUGCAGCUGUUGUAGGACAACUGUUGAAAACUCCAGAAAUACAUCGACCAAGGUGGCACUUCCCAGUGUUUGGCACAACAAUUGCAAUUGCACUGGAUCUAUUUUGUGUGUGUGUGUGUGUGUGUGUGUGUGUGUGUGUGUCAUAUUUUUUAUGGGGAACAUUUUACGAUGAAAGAAGAAACCUUUCUCUGCCUUCUCUCCUACAAAUUCCAUCUCUCCUUUCAUCCUCCUCUGGAUGGGGGCGGGUGGGAGCCAGAGAAGCAGCAAGAAACCCAAACUGUCUCCAUGAAGAAGAACCAAAAAUCAACAUAAGGGAAAGAAAUGUCCACAGAGUCUCUAAUACCUCAUAUAUUCCUCUCAGUCUCUGUGGUUACCAUUUGGUCACUUUUGUUUUGGCACAGGGGAAGGCGUCUGUGCGUGGGCAAAGCUGAAGGUGAUGAGGAAGAAGAAAUGAACAGUAAAGAUGUCUCUUUACUACAGGGUCGCUGUGUUAUUAUUUCAUGAAAAGAAAAUAAAUGUCUUAGUCUUUCUUGAGUAGAAUAAAAUAAUUU